AUGCAGGAUGUUGUGGACAAAGAAGCCCACAACCACUGCGCAAGCGAUGCCGAAGACGACGCCGCCACCUUCUACGACGCUCUAGACAGCCUCGAGGUGUCCGAGACCGCCACGGCUGGCGCUCGCCCGCAUCAACCGCAGCCAGCAGCCUCGAGCUCGACGACAAAGGCCUCGCCUUGGAAGAAGGCAUGGGCGCCACCACGACAAGUGUCCUGGCCGAAUGCGUCAGCCGCCAGCCCAGCAGCGACCGCCCCUUCGCCCUCGGACUUCCCUUCGCUAGCAUCGGCGUCCGCUGAAUCGUCCACGAGGAAGCGAAACCAGGCCUCUCCGUGGUCGCAGUACGCCAGCUCGUCCAGACAACCCUUCAAUCCGUAUCCGUCGCGACGGCAGGAGCUCGUACGGCGCACCCGCGAAAGCUCCAGCAGGGACGCCAACGGCAGGUCUACGCCGCCAAAGAAGCGCCACGUCGGUCCCAGCGGCGUCCAGACACUGGCCGCCCUGCUCGAUCAGUAUGCCCGCGAAGCCGAAGACGACUAUCUCGGCGACGGCGACGGGGAUGCAGACGGCCCCGUAUCCGCCAGGGGGGCAAGUAUGGCUUCUCUCAUCUUUCGCGACCUGACUACCGGCUCCGGUCGGUCGCGCAACGGCCGCUCUGCCUCGAGCUUUGGUACCGCCGGCUUGAUGGCUUUCGGCGCCGGCAGCUUCGGGGGAGAGCCGCUCAAGGUGCUCGACAACAUGGACCACGAGCUCGGGGCCGCGCACAUGGGUCCGCGCAUCUAUGCAAGGAACCCGAAGGCGCCGGAAAAGGUUCGCAGCGAGGCGGGUCGCUGGAAGGGCAAGGCCCAGCGGCUCGACCCCGCCAAGCAAGCGGCCCUCGAUCCUGCCGCCGUUGUCGCUGGAGCGUCGCCGCCGGCAGGGACCGGCGAGGACAACGAAGGGCACGGAAAGGGUAUCACGGACGUCGGAGCGAUACGCAACGCUCGGCGCACCCUCGACGGACUCCUGCGUGACCAUAGGGAGUCCGACGAUUUGAUCACAGCAUCGCAGCUUAACGAUCUGCAAGCUGCCAUCGACACGCUCGAGUCCAUCAUUUCCAUCUCACAGGAUGCUACUUCCAUCGGCGACGAAACGGUGUCUGCGUUGGCAGUGCUGCUGCGAUUCAGGCCUGCUAGGCUCAUGCAGGCGCAUCCUAACGGCUCUCGAGCGGCAGAAGGCGUGCUCAGGCAGACACUCGCUCUGUUCACGGCUUCUCCCGACGGGAGAGCCCUGCUGGGCCGCACGCUCGCCGCUUCCGCCUCGUCGUCUCUCGAGGGAGACGCUGGUAUGCUCGAAAUACUCGUGAGCGAUCUGGUUGGCAUCUGCGGCCGACGCCUCUCGAACCCGGCCGCCGAAAUUGCAGACGUGGCAUCGAGCUCCAAUCUCGCCAGCGUCCGGGUGGACCCAACGCUUCUCGAGUGCUGCGCUUUCCUUCGACUGCUUUGGCAGCACAACGCCGGCGUGCGCGCGCACGGAGAGGCGGGACUGUCGGUCGAUCACUUCUAUUGCCUCAUGCUGGACACCCUGCCCUUCCUCGAGGAUUUCGUCGCCUUCGCGCAUCGUCCGGAGCCGGAUCGAGAGCGCUUCAACGCAUGUCACGAUCCCUUCCUCCUCAGCCUCGGCGCCAAAGCCCGUAUCCUUCAGUUCGAGAAUGGUAUGCGGGCAAGCAUCGCUGCGAGGGGCACCUCUGGUCAGCGCCCAGCCGUCAUACUCAGGACCGCAAAUGGUCGAGCCAGCCUCUCGGUGUCCUCACAGCGACUGAGCUUCUCCAUUCAACGCGAGCACGCGUACGCACAGAGCGCAGAGCUGUUUCGCCAUCUCCUUGGGGACGCCGAUAGCAUCGAGGCCACGACUGAAGACAUCACCAGGCCGCUUCGGGUCGAAUUCAUAGGCGAAGACGCUGCCGACGGCGGUGGGCCCACGCGCGAGUGGUUCGCAGCCGUCGCCAAGGACUUCCCACCUGGCCUCAUGGGCGCAAAGCGGUGGUUCUCCCCAUCGACGGACCUUGCCUCGGCCGAGUUCCUCGGUCUGUUCCUCGGCCUAGCGACCUUUCAUAGCGUCAAGUUGGCUCUGCCAUUUCGGCCGCCUGCUUUCGCGUUCAAGAUCGCCGCGGGUGCUGGCCAGAACGAUUCAACGUUGGAUCUACAAGACCUCGCGGAAGCCGACGGGCAGCUAUCGGGCUCCCUUCGACACCUCCUGGGGUGGCAGCCUGCAUCUGUCAACGCUGACGAAUCCGGCGAGCUCGCAGAGGAACAGUUCGAGGCCACGUUCGGUCUCACCUGGAGCCUGGCUACAGCGUCGCAUGACGACCUGAGCGACACCGAGGCCGUCGCAACCGUAGACCUGGUGCCCGGCGGCCGACACCGGACCGUCCGUCUUGCCGAGCGCGAGCGGUACGUGCGCCGGCUGAUCCGCUACCAUCUUGUCGAUGCGGUGCAGCACCAAGUGGAUGCCUUCCGUCGGGGCUGGACGGCGGUGAUGCCCGCUCAUCAACCCAUCACCGCCGCCGACGGCAAACGCCGAGGUCGCGAUGUCAUUGUCCGCGGUGGGUUGGCGCUGAGUCUGCUGCAACCCGAGGAGCUGAGAUCGAUCGUCUGCAGCGAAACCUUGGUACAAGACUUCGCACAAGGCAAGCAGGGCAAGCUCGAUGUCAGAGCGCUCCGGUCGCACACCCAGCACAUCCUCCCACGGAGCGAUUCGGACUCACUGUCUGCCUCUGGCCGUCAGACCAUGGAUGCCAUCGACGACUUUUGGGCGGUCUGGGAGGCGCUCGACGGCGCGGACCAACGCAAGCUGCUCGCCUUCAUCACGGGAUCGCAAGAGCUGCCCGUCGCCGGCGCAAAGGCGUUGGGGUUGCGGAUCCACUUGGUUGAGCUGGACCAUAUCCUCGGUCUCACAGAGGAAGAGUGCGACGGCGGCAGCGAGGGAAAUGCGGCCGCACGACGGACUAACCGCAUGCCCCUGCCGUGGUCGUCAACGUGCACUCUCACCCUCUUCCUCCCCGACUAUCCGGACGUUGAGACGAUGCAGGUCAAGGUGGCAAAGGCCAUCGAGCACUGGAGGGGCUUCGGGCUAAGGUAG
Messenger RNA from Pseudozyma flocculosa PF-1, 3117 nucleotides. RefSeq lists its product as uncharacterized. Bases 1 to 3117 code for a protein of 1038 amino acids. The transcript has a single exon. The record is from RefSeq and is a predicted model, not a curated record. NCBI's taxonomy places the organism in Eukaryota, Fungi, Basidiomycota, Ustilaginomycetes, Ustilaginales, Ustilaginaceae. Gene Ontology annotation, molecular function: ubiquitin-protein transferase activity.